CCGCCCCCGCCUCCUCUUCGCCGGGGGUCAGGGCGGCGGCAGGGGUCUCCGGGGCGCAGUAACGGCGGCGGAGGUGCACGUACUUGACGCCGGUGCCGGGCUCCUGGCGCACGGUGGCCACGGCGUUGACCACCUCCUUGAAGCGCUGGCGGGCGGCGGUACGGCGAUCAGGGUCUGAGGGGUUCAGCCAGUCCCGGAAAUGCUCCAGCAACUCCGCGUUGCGCGCCCGCCCGCCCCGCUCCGCCAGGAACCGCACCACCGACUCCUGCUGCAGCUCCGCCAUCACCGCCCCUACCCCAUCGCGUCGCGCCGCCGCUCCUCCCGCUGCUGCUGCUGCUGCUGCGGGCGCGGCGGAGCCGCUGCCUGCCCGAGCCCCUCCUCCCGGCGGCGGCAUGCCCGGCAAUCACUGCCGCCCCGGCAAUCACUGCCGCGCCGCCGGCCCCGCCGCGCCACCCUCCGGCCGGGAGGGGCCCGCGCGGCCGCCUCGCGCCACGCGCUGCUGUCUCAGCGGCGGCAGCGGGCCGGCCGCCGCACCCCCGCCCCGCUCCUCCCCGCCCCCGUGGGGCCGCCGCGGCCCCGCCCGGCAGUGGCGCCGCCUGUGCCCGGCGGCCGGCAGCGCCCCGUCACGGCCGCGGGUGGGUGCGCGCCCUCUCCCCUCAGCGGCAGCGCCCUCCCCGCCUCGCCAGGCGGGGCUAUGGCCGCUUCCCAUAGCGGUUGGCAGCCGCAAUAUGAUGGCUAUCGAACUUUAUCCUUGUCCGGGCAUGUUGGUUUUGCUAGUUUGCCUGAUCAACUGGUUAAAAAAUCCAUCAAGCAGGGCUUCUGCUUCAACAUCCUUUGCAUUGGGGAAACUGGGAGUGGGAAAUCAACCUUGAUAAGCAGUUUGUUUAACACCGAUUUUGAUGACCCUGUGUCAACGCAUUUUCUGCCAAGUGUACGACUUAGAGCCCAGACUUACGAACUCCAGGAAAAUAAUGUUCAUUUGAAGCUGACCAUUGUAAAUACAGUGGGAUUUGGUGACCAGAUGAACAAAGAAGAUAACUAUCGGCCAAUAGUGGAUUAUAUAGAUACACAAUUUGAAGCCUACCUCCAGGAAGAACUGGAAGUUAAACGUUCUUUAUUUUGCUACCAUGAUACUCGUAUCCAUGUCUGCCUCUAUUUCAUUUCACCUACAGGCCAUUCCCUAAAAAGCCUAGAUUUGUUAACCAUGAAAAGACUAGACAGCAAGGUGAACAUUAUACCAAUUAUAGGAAAAGCAGACAGCAUUUCUAAAACUGAACUACAGAAAUUCAAGAACAAAAUAAUGAAUGAAUUAAUUAAUAAUGACAUCCAGAUAUACCAGUUUCCAACUGAUGAUGAAACCGUUUCUGAAAUUAAUACCAUCAUGAAUGGGCAUUUGCCGUUUGCUGUAGUAGGAAGUAUGGAAGAGGUGAAAAUUGGAAACAAAAUGGUGAGAGCUCGUCAGUAUCCUUGGGGCAUUGUACAAGUGGAAAAUGAGAACCACUGUGACUUUGUGAAGCUUCGCAAGAUGCUUAUUUGUACAAAUAUGGAAGACUUAAGAGAGCAGACUCAUGUACGCCAUUAUGAGUUGUACAGGCGCUGCAGACUGGAGGAGAUGGGCUUCAGAGACAUUGACACUGAGAACAGAACAGUCAGGCUUCCAUGUUCUGAGUCUUAUGCAGAUGGAGAAACUGUAUGUCACAGCUGUGCUUCUGAGGAAAGUCUACAGGAAGCCAUUGAAGCACAGAGGCAUGAGUUCCACCUUGAACUGCAAAGGAAGGAGGAGGAGAUAAGACAAGAGCUUGCGCGGAGAUUGAAGGAGAAAGACGCAAUAUUGAAAGAAGCAAAGCAACAGAUGCGGUUGUUUGUGAGCUCUGCAUAUUGCAAUUGAAUUACGGAUAUUGGUUUUCCCAGUUCCUAAUGUGGGAAAGUGAUCACGCAGUCACUCCUAAAGAACAUUUGUCACAUACUAUUGCAGCUCGUUCUCUGAGAAGUGUGUGUAUCUGGAAACUAAAGACAAACAGGAUUUUCUGUUGUACUGAAGAUUGCUUUCACAUCCUUCAUUUAGAAGAAGCUCGCGGGUGCAAUGUGCAGCAUUAUUACUCCCGAGACUUAUGGUUGCUUAGGACCUGCCUCUUUCUACCCUGUAUGGUUUUAUUGACAUACCUGGUCUUGCAAUGGAUCUGGUUCACUGCUGCAAUGAAAUAAAUAAAUUGUAUACCACAUAUACAAAACCUGAAGCUUUACUGUGCAGAACAGGCAUACUGUUACAUUUAUAAUUGUUGUUAUUUCUUAGUUCCUUCUUUGCAAAAGGUGGAAAUAAAUCUCUCUGAUUUCGAUACCAGUAUAGCUGCACUCAGAUUGAGUUACACCAGAACAGAUGAAUAUAGAGGCAGGAUUUGAGGAGAGUUUGUGUGUGGGGAGAUGGGAGGUGAGGAGAGGUGGAGGGAAGUACCUUUUGGUUAUCAUGUGCGAUUUCACAGUAGGUUUAAACUGGUCAAAAUGCAUCUGGAGAGUAAAAUCCAUUAAUAUGGAAAAAGAACAAUCAAAUAAUAGUUACUGCAGAAAAGCAGUUAACUUUCUGCAGCCCACAAGUAACUCCUCCAACCAGACUUCUUGCGUGUAUACAUAUUAAUAUGUAAAUGCAAAACAUGUAACUGUGGUAUGUACAAUUCCUUGCUCCCUUGGUUUUAGGGAAGUAGAUUCUCCUUGGCAGAUCCUGAUUUAAUCUUUCUGUUGGCAAGUGUUUCCUUUCUAAAGGCCUCCUUAUUUUUGAUCUAAUAAAGAUCAGUGAAAUCUAAUAUUGUUUUAGUGCCUUCCAUGGUUUCCACCUGUACUUUCUGUGUAGUAGCCUGGCUUCUAUGAGAACAAUCUGAUAUGAAUGAUUAUUUUACUGGAUUGCUGUGUUUUAGUCCUAUCUGUUUGGGGAAAUAACUGCAAUUUCUUAUGACUUCUAACACAAGUCGAGGUAGGUUUUGCUGUUCAAUUGCAGAGGGUAUUUGAAUUGUAAUACCACCAUCUGGUGUUACUAGUUGGAAAUACUAUUUUUUUAUGCC
Messenger RNA from Columba livia (rock pigeon), 3053 nucleotides. RefSeq names its product septin 10 (gene SEPTIN10). Gene Ontology annotation, molecular function: GTPase activity; molecular adaptor activity; GTP binding. NCBI's taxonomy places the organism in Eukaryota, Metazoa, Chordata, Aves, Columbiformes, Columbidae. The transcript has 10 exons. Gene Ontology annotation, biological process: cytoskeleton-dependent cytokinesis; intracellular protein localization. Bases 200 to 1888 code for a protein of 562 amino acids. Gene Ontology annotation, cellular component: septin ring; microtubule cytoskeleton; septin complex. The record is from RefSeq and is a predicted model, not a curated record.